This is a messenger RNA of Cannabis sativa, 1973 nucleotides long. RefSeq names its product AAA-ATPase At5g17760. The record is from RefSeq and is a predicted model, not a curated record. Gene Ontology annotation, molecular function: ATP binding; ATP hydrolysis activity. The coding region runs from base 296 to 1810 and encodes 504 amino acids. The transcript is spliced from 2 exons. Lineage: Eukaryota; Viridiplantae; Streptophyta; Magnoliopsida; Rosales; Cannabaceae.
AUAUAACAAAAAGAUAAAAAUAAAAAAACCCACUUUCGAUUUAAUGGAUCUAAAGUUAACAAAAGAAGAGAAACUCAACACGCAAUAAAGUGAUUUGUUUAAUGCUAUAUAUGAGUUUCACAGCCUAUUCUGUCACGCCCCAAAAGUCUCGACUCUUGUUAUAUAUAUAUAGCAUUAAACCAUAACACUUUUCCUUAGUGUUAUCAAAAUACUCUCUCAAAUUCCUCCGUUUUUUCAAUAUUUUCUCUUUCAAAAAUCUCAAACUCUGAACUUAGUUAAGAGCUAAAAAAUAAUCAUGUUUCCCAUAAUCGAAUUCCCAUCUCUAUCCUCACUUUUCACAGCCUUUACUUCAAUCACAGCCUCCAUAAUGUUGUUUCAGUCACUACUAAACCAAUUCUUGCCUAAACAAGUUCGUGACUACCUAAUCUCAUUGGCUCAAAGAUUGUUCAGAGCAAAUGACCAAAAUCUCACCUUGGUUUUCGAUGGCGGCCGAGAUUACUCGGGCAACCAAGUCUACGACGCGGCCGGGGUUUACUUAGACACCCUUCGUAGCCCGAAAACCCGAAGGCUUAAUGUUCGAAAGAGUACUAAAGAGAAAGGCCUAACCAUUAGGCUUGAAAAUGGGGAAAAGCUAAAGGACUUUUUCGAAGGAAUUGAGCUUCAUUGGAAGUUUGUGUUAUCAGAACAAGUGAAUAACAACUCUGGCCACAGAUUUGGUUCUCAAAGCUCUGAGAAAAGAUUCUAUGAGUUGAGUUUUCACAACAAGCAUAGAGAUUUGAUUUUGAACUCUUAUAUUCCUUUCAUUUUGAAAAAAGCCAAAAUCAUGAGAGAUGAGAAAAGGGUGUUGAAGAUGCAUACUUUGAGUAACACUUUCGACCCGGGAAUGAGAUGGGAAUCGAUUAAUUUAGAACACCCUGCAACUUUUGAUACUUUGGCUAUGGACCCAAAAAAGAAGAGUGAUAUCAUUGAGGAUCUUAAUAGGUUUGUGAAGAGAAAAGCUUUUUAUAAGAAAGUUGGGAGAGCAUGGAAACGUGGGUACUUGUUGUUUGGACCGCCCGGGACGGGUAAAUCGAGCUUGGUUGCUGCCAUGGCUAAUCAUCUUAAGUUUGAUAUUUAUGAUUUGCAACUUGGUAAUGUACAGCGUGACUGUGAUCUUAGAAGGUUGCUUCUUACAACGGCUAAUAGGUCUAUACUUCUCAUUGAAGACAUUGAUUGUAGUGUUGAUCUUCCUAAUCGUCUCAAUGGAGGUGGAGGAGAAAAAGAUGGUGACAACAAAUGUGGUGACCAAAAUGACAAGAAUCCUGGCCCAUCGUUGACAUUAUCUGGAUUGUUAAACUUCAUAGAUGGAUUAUGGUCAAGUUGUGGAGAUGAAAGGAUCAUCAUAUGCACCACAAACCACAAGGACAGGCUUGACCCAGCUCUGUUGAGACCUGGUCGAAUGGACAUGCCUAUUUACAUGGGCUAUUGUACUUAUGAGGCAUUUAAACAAUUAGCCUCAAAUUACUUGGGAGUCAUUGGUGACCACCAAUUCUAUGAACACAUCAAAGUGUUGCUUGGUGAAAAACAAGUCACUCCAGCCCAAGUUGCUGAGGAGUUUUUGAAGUAUGAGGAUGCUGAUUUAGCUCUUAGUGAAUUUCUCAAAUUACUUAAAGGAGAGAAAUUGGAAUGUGAUGAUGAAGAGAUGAAUAAUAAUAAUAAUAAUAAUAAGACUAGUCAAACCAAUAGUGUUGUUGUUAGUACUAUUGGUUGUAGUGAUAAUUCUACUUCUCCUCAAGGGCCUAUAGUAGAUGAUAAUUGGCAAUUUGAGUAGUGUGAUUAGCUAAUUAAUUAGGAAUUAAAAGAAAUGGGAAAUAAUAGACCUUGUUUAUGGUCAUAUAUGCCCCUUGUUUUAGUGUGAAUUAGUUAUUAAAGGUCAAAUGUUUGGUUUGUAUCUUUUGCCCUGUUUAUGUUAAUUUAUAUAUAAUUGUGAUGAA